Molecule: messenger RNA, 717 nt
Organism: Topomyia yanbarensis
Lineage: Eukaryota; Metazoa; Arthropoda; Insecta; Diptera; Culicidae
Exons: 3
Coding region: 1-717 (238 amino acids)
Biological process (GO): regulation of transcription by RNA polymerase II
Cellular component (GO): transcription regulator complex; nucleus
Source: RefSeq, a predicted model, not a curated record
AUGGAGUACGAUCUUGCGCAAGAGGAACUCACAAAUCAAACCCAUAAUGGGAGAUUGAUAAACAGUAUUAAAAAAUACCCGGCAAUUUAUGCGAAAUCCUCAAAAGAAUUCCGAAAUUCGAUUCGGAAAGAUGCGGCAUGGCGUCAUGUGGCUGAGGAAAUGCAAAUGACUGAGGCAGCUGUUAAAGCAAAGUGGAAAAAUCUACGUGAUCGGUUCGUCAAGGAGCACCGAGAAGUAACCGAUUCCUCGUCUUCUGGUGCUGGAGAGGAAGAGGUAUACGAAUCUAAUUGGCCAUUGUACAAUGAACUCCUCUUUCUUGCGGCCCAUUGCAAAAAUCGACCAACUAUCGGUAACUUUCGUGUCCUCAAGCGACAGGAUACACCUGUUACUGCUGAGCCGUCAUCAUCAGCACAGGAAGUAGUACUCGAAGAGAUUCUUGUAGAAGAGACGGAGUUAAACCACUCUCGAGCUGAAACAAACAAAACAAAGAAGCGAAAGAUUGACAUUGACGAGCUAAUCCUUGCCAUUUUGGAUGACGUACAGCAGAGCAUCGUUACCGGUCCUGCAAGCAGUGGAAAUCGACACAUGUCUUUUGGAUCAUACCUCGUAGACAGGAUGGAAAUGCAACCGCUGCAUGUAGCCCGCGAUUUGGAGGUGGAGUUCACCAACAGAGUGAAUUCUCUGUUGGAUCUGUACGCUGACCAACAAAUUCAGUAG